AGCAAAGCGGUCUAGAGGAACUUUAGCAAAGCAGGAGAACCAUGGAGACGUCAAGAAUAACACUGAUCAUUAGCCUGUGCUUCCUCAGUAGCCUGGGUCCGCACCAUGCAUCUGCUUUUAACCUGGAUAAUACCAACGUUCUGAGGAAAAACGGAGAUGCGGAGAGUCUGUUCGGAUAUUCACUCGAAAUGCACCAACAACUCAAACCCACAGAUCAGCAACUCUUACUCAUCGGUGCUCCACAUGCGAAAGCCUUACCGAGUCAGAAAGCCAACAUAACUGGAGGUCUCUAUCGCUGUAAGUUCACAACACAGCAGGAUGACUGUGAACGGAUCUCCAUAGAUACUGAAGAUGCAAGGCCAGGACAGGGAUUUGAUCACCGGGAAAACCAGUGGAUGGGUGUUUAUGUGAAAAGCCAGGGGCCAGGAGGAAAAGUGGUGGUUUGUGCUCACCGCUACCAGCAGUGGAUACAUAACAAUCGGCUGGUACUGGGCAGGUGCUUCAUUUUGGAACAGAACUUGGCUGUUGAAGACACGAGGACGUUCUGCAGAAACCGACCCAUAGCUAAGGACCAGUUCGGUUACUGUCAGCAGGGCGUCUCUGCAGCUUUCACCAAAGACAAGAAGUAUAUAGUGUUCUCAGGGCCAGGUGCUUACGACUGGAAAGGUACUGUCCGCAUGGAGCCUAUUGAAGACUUUCUUCUAGAUUCCUACGAAACUGGAGAAGAGAAUCUGUUCAGUGAAGGGAACAUCCCUUUGACCCUCAGCAGUUAUUUAGGUUUUGCUCUGGACUCAGGAACAAAUCUGAUAAAGAAAGGAGAGCAGGUUAUAGUGGCAGGAGCACCACGCUCCAAUCUCAGUGGAGAAAUUCUUAUCUUAAAGCCUGAAGCUGUGGAAGAUCAGAGGAGUUUGCGCGUAGUUCAUAUUCUCCAUGGCCCGGGAUUGGCGUCCUCUUUUGGCUACUCACUGGCUGUAAUUGACCUUAAUGCAGACGGAUGGGACGAUCUUGUAGUUGGUGCUCCUCAGUACAGCCCGACGGACAUGGACGCAGGAACAGGAGGCGCUGUUUACAUCUACAUAAACCGUCGGGACGGGCAAGACUGGGACCGGUUACAGCCAGACAUUCUCACUGGCAACAAAGACUCCAUGUUUGGAAUAGCUGUGGAACACAUUGGGGACAUCAAUCAGGACGGAUACAAUGAUUUUGCAGUUGGAGCCCCUUAUGAUAAUGAUGGUGAUGGAGCAGCGUACAUUUACCUCGGCAGAACUGGACCUUUUUCACAAAAAGUCAACCAAGUUUUACAGGCUAAAGGCCAUAAAAUCAAGCUGUUCGGCUAUUCUCUAACUGGAAACAUGGAUAUAGAUGGGAACGGCUACCCAGACCUGGCUGUGGGCUCACUUUCUGACAGUGUACUUAUCUACAGAGCUAAACCAGUGAUUAGCAUUGAGAAAUCUUUGACAAUAACGCCUACAGAGAUGAACUUUCAAGAUCAGGACUGCCAGAAAGGUCACUGCAUUAUAACAGCUGAAUCCUGUUUCUCCUACACGACCUAUCCAGAGACAUAUAGCCCCAGACUGCAGAUGGUCUACAAGCUGAACGCUGAUAAACAUUGGGUUCAAGACGGCCAUAAGUCCCGCUUAGUCUUCCAGAGUAAUCACAAAGGAAACAUUGUGCUGCCGGCGCAAGGUCAAAAACAAUGUGUGCAAAGUCACCUCCGACUCCGGUCCAAUACAGAGAACAAGCUUACAGAAAUCCCUGUUAGCGUGUCGGUGUCUCUGCCGCAGUACAGUCCUCCUCAGAAACUGAGCCGCAGUUCUCUACCUGCUCUUCAACCAUCGCUCAAUGAUCUCCAGCCUCAAGAAAGCACAGCUAAAUUCAUGUUUUUGAACCCUGGCUGUGGGAGAGAUAAUAUCUGUCAGAGUAACCUGCAGCUGCAGUACAGCUUCUGCACCAGAGACCAACAUCGGGACUCGUGUUCACCACUGGCCAAACAGGAUGGAGUGGCAGUAAUCUUCCCCGGUGCUGAGAACACAGCCCUGGAGCUCACUAUAACAAAUCACGAUGGAGAUGACGCUCAUCUCGCUCAACUGAUCGCAAACUUUCCAGAAUCUCUUCCUUUAUCAUCGUUCAUCCUCAAACAAGAUAGCACAGUGAACGUGCAGUGUGAUAUAGAAGAGAGUAAAACGAGAGCGGAAUGUAAUAUAGGAAAUCCCUUGAAAAGAAAUGCAGAGGUAACAUUUUAUCUCUUGCUAAACACGGAUCGUCUGACCCCAAGCAUAACGGACGUCAACGUGACCCUGAACCUCCAGACGAUCAGUGUGCAAAAUAUUUCAGAAAUUGUUGCAGAGGCACAGGUUUUCUUUGAGCUGUAUCUGCAAGUGUUUGGCCUGGCGAAACCUUCUCAGCUGUACUAUCCAGAAACAGGGAAGAACAAAUCGAAUGAGGAGAUCGGAGAACCUGUGCAGUACGAGUUUACAAUCAGUAACAUGGGUCGACCUCUGAAGUCCUUCGCCUCCGCGACCCUUAACAUCCAGUGGCCGAAGGAGAAUAAAGAAGGCAAGGGGCUCCUGUACCUGCUGGAGAUCACCGGACCGAACAACCAGAGCAUUCCCUGCAGCCCAGCUUCGGAAAUCAACCCUCUCAAACGUACUCAGGAGGUGAGGUUCAGAGAAAAACGGCAAGCAGAAGGUGAAGCGAAGGUUUCAGCUCUCAGCACUGAAGGACUCCUGUCUUUAUUUGGAAGCAAACGACAUUACAAAUAUCUGACAUGUGAUGAUGAGUUAAAGUGUGUGGAGAUCAGAUGCCCCCUAAAGGCAGCAGACAGAACUGCAGUUACCCUGCACUCAAGACUGUGGAGCAGCACUUUUGUUGAGGAAUACCGUUCUCUGAAUUAUCUAGACAUUGUCCUAAAUGCUUCUCUCAGUCUUGACGGAUCUCAAAAGAACAUCCGGCUUCAGCAAUCUCAAACUCAGGUCAGACUAACAGUGUUCCCAGAAAAAAAGCCGUCUUUUCUCAGUCGAGACCCCUUUUGGGUGAUUCUGCUCAGUGUGGUGCUCGCACUCUUGCUACUCAGCGUCCUGAUCUACUUCCUGUCCAAGCUGGGAUGCCUCGACUGUGCAAUGUGUACCGAAGAUCAAGAAUAUCACACCGUCAAGUAAAAACCAUACUACAAAAUAAACGUCCAUCGAGGAAAACUGAAAGGAAGGACUUUUGUGGAGUG
Messenger RNA from Clarias gariepinus (North African catfish), 3220 nucleotides. It is a transcript of the gene itga6l, whose product is annotated as integrin, alpha 6, like. The transcript has 25 exons. Gene Ontology annotation, cellular component: integrin complex; external side of plasma membrane. The coding region runs from base 42 to 3158 and encodes 1038 amino acids. Lineage: Eukaryota; Metazoa; Chordata; Actinopteri; Siluriformes; Clariidae. Gene Ontology annotation, molecular function: integrin binding. The record is from RefSeq and is a predicted model, not a curated record. Gene Ontology annotation, biological process: leukocyte migration; integrin-mediated signaling pathway; cell-matrix adhesion.